Puma concolor (puma) is the source of this 1334-nucleotide messenger RNA. It is a transcript of the gene UBLCP1, whose product is annotated as ubiquitin like domain containing CTD phosphatase 1. Gene Ontology annotation, molecular function: protein serine/threonine phosphatase activity; protein binding. Gene Ontology annotation, cellular component: nucleus. NCBI's taxonomy places the organism in Eukaryota, Metazoa, Chordata, Mammalia, Carnivora, Felidae. The record is from RefSeq and is a predicted model, not a curated record. Gene Ontology annotation, biological process: regulation of proteasome assembly; protein dephosphorylation.
AUGUUUCAAGGAUGGCUCUCCCUAUCAUUGUAAAAUGGGGUGGACAGGAAUAUUCAGUGACCACACUUUCAGAAGAUGAUACUGUGCUAGAUCUCAAGCAAUUUCUUAAGACCCUUACAGGAGUGCUACCAGAACGCCAAAAGUUACUUGGACUCAAAGUUAAAGGCAAACCUGCAGAAAAUGAUGUUAAGCUUGGAGCUCUCAAACUGAAACCAAAUACUAAAAUCAUGAUGAUGGGAACUCGUGAGGAGAGCUUGGAAGAUGUCUUAGGUCCACCUCCAGACAAUGAUGAUGUUGUCAACGACUUUGAUAUUGAAGAUGAAGUAGUUGAAGUAGAAAAUAGGGAAGAAAACCUAUUGAAAAUUUCCCGCAGAGUGAAGGAGUACAAAGUGGAGAUUUUGAAUCCUCCCAGGGAAGGGAAAAAGCUUUUGGUACUAGAUGUUGAUUAUACGUUAUUUGACCAUAGGUCUUGUGCAGAGACUGGAGUAGAAUUAAUGCGGCCAUAUCUUCACGAAUUCCUCACAUCUGCAUAUGAGGAUUAUGACAUUGUUAUUUGGUCUGCAACAAAUAUGAAGUGGAUUGAAGCUAAAAUGAAAGAGCUGGGAGUGAGCACAAAUGCAAAUUAUAAGAUUACCUUCAUGUUGGACAGUGCUGCUAUGAUAACAGUACAUACUCCAAGGAGAGGAUUAAUAGAUGUAAAGCCUCUUGGUGUCAUAUGGGGAAAGUUUUCGGAGUUUUACAGCAAAAAAAACACCAUUAUGUUUGAUGACAUUGGAAGAAAUUUUCUAAUGAACCCACAGAAUGGAUUAAAGAUAAGGCCUUUUAUGAAAGCGCACCUAAAUCGAGAUAAAGACAAGGAACUUUUAAAAUUAACUCAGUACCUCAAGGAAAUAGCAAAAUUAGAUGACUUUUUGGACCUAAAUCACAAAUAUUGGGAAAGGUAUCUGUCAAAGAAGCAAGGACAGUAGUUACCAGUUACAUGAGCAGUUACCGAGGAUACUUGAGAUCACGAACUUCUUGCUUUUCUGCUAGAAAUCAUUAUGAUAGUGCUGGACACUGCAGCGAAUAUCAGACUGCUUAUACUUGGUCUUCCAGUUUUUUUGUAAAUUUAAUUUUAUAUUUUUUGAAGAUCAUAGCAAUACGCUUAAAAAAUCCUUUUCCCCCUAUAUGAAUAUACUGUUACUCUUGAAAAAUAUUUUCUCCAGCAUUGAGUACUGAGUUUUUUUCCCCACACACACAAAAAAGUGAACAAAAAUAUAUACUCAACAGUGUCAUUUUGUGGCUUUGGAAACAAGUUAUGUUUUGCGUUUUGUCUCAUUGUGCUGUUGUCUAAC